This is a messenger RNA of Pezoporus occidentalis (night parrot), 574 nucleotides long. It is a transcript of the gene CFAP97D2, whose product is annotated as CFAP97 domain containing 2. Lineage: Eukaryota; Metazoa; Chordata; Aves; Psittaciformes; Psittacidae. The record is from RefSeq and is a predicted model, not a curated record. The coding region runs from base 1 to 558 and encodes 185 amino acids. The transcript is spliced from 4 exons.
AUGCUGUAUAAGAACAACCUAGACGAACAGCCUCGUGCUAAAAUGGAAUAUCCCCUGCUGCAAACAUACCACAAGUCUCCAGGGCUUUGCUAUAGGAAAGGCUUAGACUGGUAUUACUCAUACUUUUUUUUCCUCUUUUUCUCUCCCCCCCCUAAAAGCCCGUAUUCAGAGGUGCUUUAUUUUGUGCAUCAAGCCUAUCAGACAAUUUUACCAUGUGGCAACAAAUAUCUUCAGCUAAAAUGGGACAAAGCAAAGUACGAAGAACACAAGAAAAGGAUCCAGACAGCAAAACCAUUAAUGGACACAAAUGCCCCUGCAAUAUACAGCCACCAUCAUCUGAAGUUAGAGAAAGAUGAAGGUACAUUGGAGGAAGAUCGACUUUCUGUCAUCAAAAGAGACAAGCGUUUGCUGCUGGAGAAGAUGUCCUGCAUCAAGAGAACAAAGGGACAAACUGAUAACAAAAAUGACUAUAAGGCAGCAGCAGCAGCACUAUUUCUGUGUAGUUAUCAAAUUACCUUCCCAGUGACAAACAUAGCUAAGGAUAAACUGCUCUGUUGAGGACAUGCAUUUUAAA